Messenger RNA from Diplodia corticola, 4044 nucleotides. RefSeq lists its product as uncharacterized. NCBI's taxonomy places the organism in Eukaryota, Fungi, Ascomycota, Dothideomycetes, Botryosphaeriales, Botryosphaeriaceae. The transcript has 2 exons. Gene Ontology annotation, molecular function: protein heterodimerization activity. Bases 1 to 4044 code for a protein of 1347 amino acids. The record is from RefSeq and is a predicted model, not a curated record.
AUGCAUCGCCUGCCCAGACAGCAGGACGACGGCGCUCUGAACUCGCCGCGCUCGAGUCGCGCGCCGAGCAUCAGCAGCGAUCGCCAGUCGACCGCCGGUUCCACAAGCACAAUCGCUGCCGUUUACGUCCCGUCUGCUGCCUUCCAGCCACCGCCCGCCUACGUCGCCGUCUCUGCCGCGUCGCAGAUCGUCACAGACCACCAGAAUGCCACCCUGCUCGACCAAUUGACCCCCGAGGAGGCCGACAAUGUGCCCGCCGAGAGCGCGCUGUGCUCCGAGGUAGCCCUUGGCCUGCUCAAUGGCUUCCUCGACUCGCUCCUCUUCUCAGUCCUGGCCACUGGCCGCUCGCGCUCCCUGACAACGAUUAGGCCGGCCGUGCAGGAAGUCCUGAAGCCGAGACUGGCACGCGAGGCCAUGAAGGCCGCAGAUGAAGAGCUCUCUGGUCUUCUGGCGGGCGACGAUGACGAGGAGGAGCUCCCAAGUGGUAACGAUGUGAAGUGGAACCUGGAAGCUGUGUUCAAGCGCACGCGUUUGCGUAUAAUGGUCUACACCCGGCUAGGCGAGCUGGAAGACGAGGAUGAGGAGCGUUUCCUCGAAGAAGAUGAAGUGUACGCGGAGGAUGAGGAAGCCAGGGACGCCGGCCUGGUCUCCUGGGCCGCAGCCAUCUUCCUCACCUCUGUCAUCGAAUACAUUGCUGAGCAGACCCUCAUUGUGGCUGGCCAAGCUGCGUUCAAACGUGUGCGCACCAAGCGGAGGAGGGCCACCCAAACAUCAGUGACCAACGAGACUGAGCUGGAAGAACUGGAGCGCACCAUCGUCCAUGACUUCGACAUGGAGAAGGUUGCACUGAACUCGGCACUCGGCCGCCUGUGGCGGACAUGGAAGAAGACCAACCGUGCACCGACUACGCCCAUCACUGCAACUGGGCGCUCGUCGCUCUUCAGCAGCUCCUUUUCUUUCAACGGCCAACGUAGGUACAGCACUGGAAACGCACACGAUGCUCCCAGUGCGGCUGCGCUUGCGGAAGUGCCUGAAGUGGAGUACUCCGAACGCGACAUUGCGUCGAACAUUCCUCUUCCUAUGGGGAAGAACGACGUCGACGAAAUCGAAGUCCCCGGUCUCGCUGAGACUUACGAGGAGGUGGACGAGAGCGCGACUCCACCACGAAAGAAUAAGAAGCAGCGCCCGAUGAGUUGGCUCGCUGCUCCAGGGUCAGGCCGUCACCUGAUUCGUUCGCGUUCCAGCUCGAUGCCUACGCUCAAGCAGUUGGCCGAACGGCACGCGUCGGUGACCAGUGAAGAAACGCUUGGUGGUACACCGCCUUUCCAGACGCCCGCAGAAUCCUUCAAUCAGCGUGAGGAUUAUAUCGCUGAAGGCGAGCAAAUCGCCGAAGCGAAUCAGACGCAAAACUCCACGGAGAAGGAUCAGACUGCCGAGGUGAAAGAAUCGUUCGAUGAAAGGGACCGCGAGGAAGUGUCGUCGAUCAUCGCAGAGACCGGAUCCCUUCCUGGAGCUGCGUCGCCGCCAUCUGCGCCUCCACUUAACCGCCGGAGUAUAUUGAGGGAUCGUUCUCCAAAGCCGCUGCAGCUUGGAAGGGACAUACUUGCCAAUGCAAAGCCAACGGAUUCGAACCGUGCCAAUAAGCAGCGCGUCGAGAACAAAGUCGAAAUCAAGCCGAAGCCGUUCAAGGCGAAUUCGGCAGCUAAGGGAAGCAGAGAGGACAAGUCUGUUAAGCCAACAACAUCGAGUGACGUUCCUGGGCUAGCGAUGACGACGGACGUUGCCAAGUCUGGGCCUCCGUCGCCCCUUCCUGCGGGGAUCGAUGACGCAGUCCCCAGAGAGAAGCGGCCCGCUAAUCGCCUGUCCGUGUUCCCCCCGCCCGCAAAGAAUCAUGUCAGUCCUUCCACCGAAGCGCUGCCCACCAGGGAGCCAGUGCCCAAGGACGCGUCAAAAGAGCCCUUCCCAUCGGGGCCCGUGAACGAGGAAUCCAAGUUGAAGCAGACACCUUCUAUGGAAUGGACCAGAGACACGGACAGCGGCGCCAACAACCGUGUCAGCAGAGCGCUUCGCUCGCAGACUGUCUCUACUCAAGCGUCGCAGACGGUGCCUCAGGGACCACCGUCGAUUUCGGCACUCUCCACGCAGACUCGGGACAGCUCCACCUCGCGACGAUCCCACGACAGUCUCAGAGGCAGAGCCACGGCGGCCGAGUUUGGCGUGGAGCGCGCGGGCCUGCAGCGCGUGUCUUCGAUCUCGUCUGCCGGGACGUCGAUUCUUCAUACGUCACGCGGCUCUGAGUCCAGCAUUCCCACUGCCGGGGCCACCCGGCGGCCGGCCGGUAAUUCGAGGAAAUCGGAAGACGACCGUGCGCGAGACUUUGACGCAGCUAUUGCGCAAGCCGACACUGUUUACUAUACGCUCACUCCUGAAAGGAUGCGCGAGGUGAGUAAGGAGCGCGAGAGGAAAGCCAGAGCCGAGGCUGAGGCCCGCGACCAGGCUACGCACGCGAGAUCUGCAGCUGCCGCUCAGGUUUCAGUGUUCCCACGUGGGCCCCACAGCGGAUCGGGCUCGAGCCAACAGUUGCAGCGCUCCAACUCCUCUUCGCGGGGAUCUGUCAGCAGCAAGCAAGGGAAGAGCACAAUUUCCGACGAUUCUGCGAAGGAGGCGAAGGCUUCACGGCCGACCCCUAUUAAUCAAGUUGGAAACAUCUACACGCGCAAUAAGUAUAUGCCCCGAGAGCCGAGAGUGCAGACCGACCCGACCUUCGACUUGCGCGACUUCCUCAUCUCAACCACUCCUUCCAGCAACGACAAGAACGUAGUCCCCCUCGACACUUCCUUCUCGCGUAGCGCAGACAACAGCCCUGCCACCACCACUCCCACGGGCGCCAGGGCACUCUUGUCCAAGACCAACUCUCGCUCUCGCACUAGCUCUCGAUCCGGCAAAAACUCCUUUAGCGAAGGCUCGUCUCUUUCCCUCGCAACCCGAAGGAAGCUGGAGGCCCGUAGUCCGGCUGGUCCUGUGCACGUCGACAACGACCUCAUUGAUUUGAUACGCCAAGGCCCGCCUGGUUCUGACCACCGCAUUCCCCGUACUGUGGCCCCAUUCCGUGACACGAUGGAUUCGGAACAGAUGGAGCUCUACUCGAACAGUGGCGUCGCACCUUCCGUUCAUUCCCAGACCACAUCCAACUCCCGCAGCGCAUUGCUAUCGAAGCAAAACAUGGGUCAGCCCGCUUACGACAAUGACCCUUCGUUCUUGAGUGGCGGCUUCCCCGACGGGCCAGCGGUUACCAAAAACCGACCGAAGAAGAGGUUCGAUCCUUACGCCAUCCCGGACGACGAUGAGCUCGAGGAAGAGUUUGAGGAGCAGUUUGGCGACGACUUUGACGAGGUUGACGACGAGCUCACCGCGCUGCCGGGCAGCACCGGUGGACCCGUGUCCACACCACCAAGCGGCCUCGCGAGCGAGAACAGCACGGCCCCGGAAUCUUCUGCUCCCCAGCAAAAGGCCAAGACGGCGACGUCGGAACUGGCAGACUUUUUCGCGAGCGAGCCGCCCACCAGAGCAGCGGCCGAGGCUCCCGUGCAGCCCUUCGUCCUGUCCGAAUCCACCCUCAAGGCCAUCAAGGGCGGCGGCUCCGCCACCGCGGCAUCCGCAAACGGCGUCCGCGCCGCUUCGUCGCACGGCAACACCUCCAGCAACCCUGGCGGGGGCGUCGGCAUCCCCGCGUCCCACCACACCGCCGACGUCUCCGGCGGCAAUUCUCGACUCGGCACCUCCGCGUCGAACGGCAGUUUCGGCAGCGGCAUGGCCAAGCGCAGCAACACGCUGCGUCAGACGGGCGCGAGGGGCGCGCGCAUGGGAGAGAGCGAGGAGCGCGGCGGAUUGAGCGAGAUGGCGGACUUCCUCAAGAACUCGGGUCCUCCGCCCGCCAUGGACGAGAAGCCGCUUCCGUUUGUGAAGUUCGGAAAGGAUGGCAACCCCAUCGAGCCCGGCCAGAAGGAGAAGAGCAGAGGCAUUUCGAGGUUUUGGAAGAGAUGA